UAAAAAAAAAAACAAUUUUAUUUUAGGUUUCUUCAAAUGAAACAUAUUUAUGGUAUGUUAUUAUAGAACAUCAUCGAUCGCAACGAAAACCUAUAAUUCUACUGCUUUAUUCCUUUUUAAAACAAACCCUAAAAGAAAAUUUCUAUGAAAAUCUCAUCUCCCAUAAAAACAAACCCUUGAAAUCCGUUGAUUAUAAUUCCUUUUAGAUCUCAUAGUACACACCCUUCUUUUUCUGUAAAAGUUCCUGUUGCCCCCUUUUUAUUUCUCUUUAUAGUCGCAUAAUUUUUCAGGGUUUCGAAUCUUGCAUAAUCAGAAACUCUAUUACGAGAAAGUAGACGCAAAUUAGAUUUUGUAUCACAAGUUUACCUGCAUCAGAAUGGAUCAGCAAGGGCAUGGACAGCCCCCAGCCAUUGGGGUAGUGAGUACUGCAGGUCAAAUGCCAUAUGGCACAAAUCCUUAUCCGUCGAACCAACUAUCUUCUACACAAAAUCCGGGAUCUGUUGGGGCCAUCCAAUCUGCUGGUCAGCCAACAGGAGCUCAGCUUGCACAACAUCAACUUGCCUAUCAGCAAAUCCACCAUCAGCAGCAGCAGCAACUACAACAACAACUUCAGUCGUUUUGGACAAAUCAAUAUCAUGAUGUAGACAAAGUUACCGACUUUAAGAAUCAUAGCCUUCCCCUUGCAAGAAUCAAGAAGAUCAUGAAGGCUGAUGAAGAUGUAAGGAUGAUAUCAGCUGAGGCACCAGUCGUCUUUGCUAGGGCAUGUGAAAUGUUUAUUUUAGAACUGACCUUGCGAUCUUGGAAUCAUACAGAGGAGAAUAAAAGGAGGACCCUUCAAAAGAAUGACAUUGCAGCUGCCAUCACUAGGACUGAUAUCUUUGAUUUCUUAGUUGACAUUGUACCAAGGGAAGAUCUGAAAGAUGAAGUACUGUCGUCAAUAUCAAGGGGAACAAUGCCUGUUGGGGGGCCUGGUGAUGUUCCCUAUUGCUAUAUGCCACCUCAGCAUGCACCUCCAGUUGGAACUCCUGGGAUGAUAAUGGGUAAACCUAUGAUGGACCCCGCGGUCUAUGCCCAGCAGUCUCAUGCCUACAUGGCACAACAUAUGUGGCCACAGCAGGGAUCAGAACAACAACAAUCACCUUCAGAUUAGUAGCGAUUGUAUAUGCGGAUUGAGGAAGUAAAAGGGAGGCCCUCAGCUUCAAAUUGUGCCGUCGAGAUUGGAGCUGAAAUCUAGCAAGACUCUCUGUAUAGAAUAUAUCCUAAAUGGAGUAUCUGAUCGUAGACUGAGCCGUCUGUCUCGUAGCUUUGGAUAUUUGCUUGAUGUUUAGCCUUGUAAGAAAGGAGAUUAAAUGCCUGAAUUGUCGCUUGGCAUAAAGCAGAUCUAUAUUCUGAUUUUUCUCUUACCAUGAAGCAGAUUUAUUUGUUUAAUAUUAUCUUGUUCUCUUUAUUUCA
Messenger RNA from Ricinus communis (castor bean), 1452 nucleotides. Its product is annotated as nuclear transcription factor Y subunit C-9. Lineage: Eukaryota; Viridiplantae; Streptophyta; Magnoliopsida; Malpighiales; Euphorbiaceae. The transcript is spliced from 3 exons. The record is from RefSeq and is a predicted model, not a curated record. Gene Ontology annotation, biological process: regulation of DNA-templated transcription. The coding region runs from base 377 to 1150 and encodes 257 amino acids. Gene Ontology annotation, cellular component: nucleus. Gene Ontology annotation, molecular function: protein heterodimerization activity; DNA-binding transcription activator activity, RNA polymerase II-specific; DNA binding.